This is a messenger RNA of Pseudomassariella vexata, 3723 nucleotides long. Its product is annotated as CRM1 C terminal-domain-containing protein. The record is from RefSeq and is a predicted model, not a curated record. Bases 283 to 3525 code for a protein of 1080 amino acids. The transcript is spliced from 9 exons. Lineage: Eukaryota; Fungi; Ascomycota; Sordariomycetes; Amphisphaeriales; Pseudomassariaceae. Gene Ontology annotation, cellular component: nucleus; cytoplasm. Gene Ontology annotation, molecular function: small GTPase binding; nuclear export signal receptor activity. Gene Ontology annotation, biological process: ribosomal large subunit export from nucleus; ribosomal small subunit export from nucleus; protein export from nucleus.
CUCUGCACCGCUUUACCAGUGACCAAAGACCUCUGAAGACCUCCACCACGGUCAAAUCUGCCGCUUCUUUGAUACCUCCUUCCACCCAACCUAUCUUUUCUUCUGCGCUUCCUCUUCGCCCACGGACAAACCUCGCGAACGGGCAAAUCUCUUCCAUUCCGAGUGCGCCUGGGCCUUUUUCAGUCCUUUCAACAAGGCCCCGCGAAGAAAGCGACUGCUCGUCCGCAUCAUCACCCCUCUACGCGCGUAUCCCCCCGUCUUCCCCGCCACAUCGACUUCACCAUGGCGCCCACGAUUGAGGAGCUGGACGCCAUGGUCCGCUCCUUCUACGAGGGACGUGGCGAACAGCAAAAAAAUGCCCAAGCAGCUUUGAAUCAGUUCAAAGAAGAUACCGAUGCUUGGCUUCUCGUCGACAAAAUCCUGUCCGAUGCUACGUACCCGCAAACCAAGUAUCUCGGCCUCCAGGUUUUGGACAAUGUUAUCAUGACAAGAUGGAAGGUGCUGCCAAGGGAACAAUGCCAAGGUAUUCGCAACUUUGUGGUGAACUUCAUUAUCCAGUGCUCGAGUACCGAGGAGUCGCUCAAGGCCCAGCGCACCCUGAUCAACAAGCUCAACCUUGUGCUCAUCUCCAUUCUGAAGCAAGAAUGGCCUCACAACUGGCCCACCUUCAUCAACGAGAUCAUAUCCUCAUGUCGGACGAAUCUCUCCAUCUGCGAGAACAAUAUGACGAUCCUACGACUUCUCUCGGAAGAGGUCUUCGACUACUCCGCUGAUCAGAUGACUUCGGCCAAGACAAGAAAUCUGAAGACCACGAUGUGCAACGAGUUCUCGCAAAUCUUCCAGCUCUGCCAGGAAAUUUUGGCUACCGCAAAUCAGGCAAGCCUCGUCAAGGCCACGCUCGAGACGCUGCUAAAGUUCUGCAACUGGAUCCCUCUUGGAUACAUAUUCGAGACACCAUUGAUAGAAACGCUGCGCACUCGCUUCCUAGAGGUCCCCGAAUUCCGAAACGUCACACUUCAAGUCUUCACCGAGAUUGGUGGCCUGACGACGGCUGCCCACGGCCAGCCAAAUGCAUACAGUGAGCAGCUGGUCAAGAUGUUCUGUGAGGUCCUCACCACUAUUGCGGGCAUCAUUCCGCUUGACCUCGACCUCAAGAGCACAUACCCCCAGAGCAACUCUAGGGAUCAGGAGUUCAUCCAGAACUUGGCGCUGUUCUUGUGCAGCUUCUUCGGCCAACACGUAAACCUCAUCGAGAACCUCCCGAACCGAGACUUCCUCACACAUGGCCACUUCUACCUGAUCCGCAUCUCCCAGAUCGAUGACCGCGAGAUCUUUAAGAUCACGUUAGAUUACUGGCUCAAGCUGGUCCAGGAACUCUACGAGGAGAUGCAGACUGCCCCCAUGCAGGAUAUGAACCCGUUGAUGAGCCUCGGUGGGCCCGCGUCGUCUACCGGCGCACCGAAUCCGAGUAUCCUCUCCAAUAUUCCGCUACGAAUGCACAAGUUCAAGGAGGUCAUGUCUAAUCUGCGUGUUGUCAUGAUUGAGAAAAUGGUACGGCCCGAGGAAGUGCUGAUCGUGGAAAAUGAUGAAGGCGAGAUUGUGCGAGAAUUUGUCAAGGAGAGCGAUACAGUACAGUUGUACAAAACCAUUCGCGAGUGUCUCGUCUACCUGACCCAUCUUGAUGUUGUCGACACGGAGCAGAUCAUGACCGAGAAGCUGCAGCACCAGGUCGAUGGGUCGGAGUGGUCAUGGCACAACUGCAACGUUCUCUGCUGGGCCAUCGGUUCGAUCUCUUUGGCAAUGAAUGAGGAAACAGAGAAGCGCUUCCUGGUCACUGUGAUUAAGGACCUGCUGGGACUGACCGAGAUGAAGCGUGGCAAGGACAACAAAGCUGUCGUUGCCAGCAACAUCAUGUACAUUGUCGGGCAGUACCCGCGGUUUUUGAAGGCGCACUGGAAAUUCCUUAAGACGGUCGUCAACAAGCUCUUCGAAUUCAUGCACGAGUCUCACGAAGGCGUCCAGGACAUGGCGUGUGACACGUUCAUCAAAAUCGCCCGACAGUGUCGACGUCAUUUCGUCGCGCUGCAACCCGCCGAAAACGAACCCUUUAUUGAGGAAAUCGUCAGAAAUCUGGGCCGAAUCACAUGCGACUUGACGCCACAACAGGUCCACACCUUCUACGAGGCCUGCGGCUACAUGGUGUCUGCCCAGGGUAACAAACACCAACAGGAGAGACUAUUGGCUGAUCUGAUGAAUGCGCCGAACCUUGCCUGGGACGAGAUUAUCAGGGCUGCUACUGCCGACCCGCAAGUUCUUCAAGAUUCCGAGACGAUCAAGAUCAUUGGCAACAUCAUGAAGACUAACGUCUCGGCGUGCUCGUCCAUUGGUCCUUAUUUUGGACCGCAGAUUGGUCGUAUCUACUUGGAUAUGUUGCAAAUGUACCGUGCAACAAGCGAGUUGAUUUCUCAGGCCGUUACCCAAGACGGCGAUCUAGCUCCGCGGAUGCCCAAGGUUCGAGGACUGCGAACUAUCAAGAAAGAGAUUCUCAAGUUGAUCGAGACUUACGUGGACAAGGCGGAGGACCUGCAAGCCGUCCGCCAGCAGAUGGUUCCCCAACUCCUAGACUCCGUCUUGGUCGACUACAACCGAAACGUCCCUGGUGCUCGCGAUGCUGAAGUCCUGAAGGCUAUGUCGACCAUCAUCUCGAAGCUCACGGGUCUCAUGGAGGAUCAAGUCCCAGUCAUCAUGCAGAACGUGUUCGAGUGCACUCUCGAGAUGAUCAACAAGGACUUCUCCGAGUUCCCUGAACAUCGCGUGGAGUUUUUUAACCUCCUGAGAGCUAUCAAUCUGCACUGCUUCCCGGCUCUGCUGAAGUUGGACAACCGUCAAUUCAAGUUUGUUAUCGAUGCCUGCAUGUGGGCUAGUAAGCAUGACAAUCGCGAUGUCGAAGGCGCCGGCCUUAACAUGUGCCUGGAGCUUGUGAACAACAUCGCGGAGAAGACGGAUGCCCAAACAUCAAACGCUUUCUUCCAACAGUUCUUCAUCACGAUUCUUCAGGACGUCUUCUUCGUUCUUACCGAUCCGGACCACAAGGCUGGCUUCAAGACGCAGUCGAUGCUGUUGAUGAAGAUGCUUCACUUCGUUGUUCCUGCGGACGGCACCACUCCCAAGAUUCAAGGUCCUAUCUAUACGGAUCAAGCGGCGCAGGGGACAGACAAUCGAGAGUUCCUCAUUAAUUUUGUCGGAUCCUUGUUGCGGAAUGCAUUCCCAAACCUACAGAUCGCGCAGAUCAAUGCCUUUAUUGAGGGCUUGUUCAUGUUGAACAACCAGUAUGAUAAGUUCCGACUCAACUUGCGUGAUUUCUUGAUCUCUCUCAAGGAGUUUGCCGGGGAUAACACGGAGCUCUUCGUGGUUGAGAAGGAGCAAGAGGCGCGCGACAAGCUCACGGCCGACCACGAACGACGAGCCAAGGUUGGCGGCCUUCUGAAGCCGUCAGAAAUCGAAGCCGAGGACGAUGAGUUGUGACAAGCCAAAGAAUUCAGAAAUGAAUUCGCGCCAUCACAUGCCUCGGCGGGCUCUGGACCGCAUGGUGGCCCAACGGACAACUUGGACGGCUGGGACCUCUACGGGUUGUAAGUGCGAGCCAGCACUUGAACCGCCCGUGGUCAAAGAUCCCUCAAUACUAACAAAACCCUCUCGACUUCCCAUCUUCCUUGCUUUUGU